GACACGUGCCCUGCGGCCUGAUUUGCCACCCCGACGAGGAGCACAUUCUCUAUCCCCUGGGAUGUACUGUGGUUGUUCAAAAGCUGGACAGUAAGAAACAGACUUUCUUGCACGGCCACACCAAUAAUGUCUCCUGCAUCGUUGUGUCCAGGAACGGGGUGUACGUUGCCUCUGGACAAGUCACUUUCAUGGGCUUUAAGGCAGACAUCAUUCUGUGGGAUUUCCCGAGGAAGGAGUUACUUGCUCGGCUGUCUCUGCAUAAGGGCAGAGUUGAAGGACUAGCAUUUUCUCCAAGCAGCCUUUAUCUUGUGUCACUGGGAGGCCAGGACGAUGGCAGUGUGAUUGUGUGGCACGUUGGUAAGAGAGAGGCUGUCUGCGGGAGCCCUGCCUCGGCACGCAACGCGGGGAGCGCGACCAUCGUAGCGUGCUCCAGCUGCAGAGACGAGAUGUUUGUUACUGCUGGAAAUGGGACCAUUCGAGUAUGGGAACUGGAUCCAGCAAACAGGAAAAUCCUACCGACUGAGUGCCAGACAGGGCAUCUGAGAAGAGUAAGCACAUGUGUUAAGAUGGCAGAUGAUGAUAAUUAUUUUUAUGUUGGCACAUCCAGUGGUGAUAUCCUGAAAGUGGAUACAAAGCACAAGCUGGUGGUUGACUGUAGGCCCCAGAAGAAGAAGUUUAGCGUGGGAGUCACAGCUUUGCUCUUGCUGAAGUCAGGAGAUUCAAUAGUCAGCACCGGAGAAGGGACCGUAGCUCUCUGUAAAGGCUCAAACUACAAAGUAAUGAAGAAAAUUCAAGUUCAAGGUGGUGUCACUUCCCUGACAUGUGGAGGUCAGAGUCACCAGUUCUUUGCAGGGACAAAUGAGUGCCACAUUUAUCAAAUUAACUAUGCUGAUUUUAAAGAGGAGCUGAUCACUGCCUGCCAUAAGGAAGCCAUCCACGACAUCGUUUUUCCUUCGGGAAUUUCUGACUUGUUUGCUACCUGUUCCAAGAAUGACAUUCGGGUGUGGUACACCCCCGACCACAGGGAGCUCCUGCGAAUCGUCGUCCCCAACACCACCUGCUAUGCCAUAGAUAUUACGAGGGAUGGCAAGAGCAUCAUUUCAGCUUGGAGCGACCGGAAAAUCCGCGCCUUCAAGGGGGAGACUGGACGGCCAAUGUAUGUGAUUAAUGACGCCCAUAGCUUGGAAGUGAUGGCCAUUGCUGCUACGAGGGACUGUAAACGGAUCAUUAGUGGAGGAGGUGAAGGGCAGGUGAAGGUCUGGGAGAUUGGUGAGAAGACUCAGAAACUGGAGGAAGCUCUGAGGGAUCACAGAUCUGCUGUGUCCUGCAUUAAGAUUAAGAACAACGACAAAGAGUGUGUCACAGCCAGCCUUGAUGGAACAUGCAUCAUCUGGGAUAUUGUGCAUUUGAUAAGAAAACAAAUGAUCCAAGCCAACACAAUGUUCAAAUGCGUGUGUUACAAUCCUGAAGGGUACCAAGUAAUCACCAGUGGAACAAACAGAAGGAUUGGAUACUGGGAAGUGUUUGAUGGCUCUGCACUCAGAGAAGUGGAAGGGUCUGCAUCGGGUUCCAUCAAUGGGAUGGACAUCACAUCAGAUGGGGCAUGCUUUGUCACAGGUGGUGAUGACCGUCUGGUGAAACUGUGGGACUAUAACGAGGGUGCAGUGACUCAUGUUGGAGCGGGCCACAGUGGCAGCAUCACCCGUCUCAAGAUCUGCCCUGGGAAGAAGUAUAUUGUGAGUGUCAGUGCAGAUGGUGCCAUCCUGGUUUGGAAAUACCCAGACUCGCGCUAACAGCUGGCACAGGAGCUGCUAGGCUGCUCCUUCCUCGGCCAGACCUAGCAAUCCUUUUCUCUUACCACUGAGGUUGUUUGAAAGCAUUCCUGCUAUUAGAGGAGAUACUAUUUU
Molecule: messenger RNA, 1907 nt
Organism: Tauraco erythrolophus (red-crested turaco)
Lineage: Eukaryota; Metazoa; Chordata; Aves; Musophagiformes; Musophagidae
Source: RefSeq, a predicted model, not a curated record